Messenger RNA from Galeopterus variegatus (Sunda flying lemur), 1261 nucleotides. Its product is annotated as receptor tyrosine-protein kinase erbB-4-like. The transcript has 11 exons. Gene Ontology annotation, biological process: cell surface receptor protein tyrosine kinase signaling pathway; positive regulation of cell population proliferation; multicellular organism development. Gene Ontology annotation, molecular function: epidermal growth factor receptor binding; transmembrane receptor protein tyrosine kinase activity. The annotation marks the transcript as partial. Gene Ontology annotation, cellular component: signaling receptor complex; basal plasma membrane. Lineage: Eukaryota; Metazoa; Chordata; Mammalia; Dermoptera; Cynocephalidae. The record is from RefSeq and is a predicted model, not a curated record.
AUGGAAUCUAUUCGAGAAGUCACAGGCUACGUGUUAGUGGCUCUUAAUCAGUUUCGUUACCUGCCACUGGAGAAUCUACGCAUUAUUCGUGGGACAAAACUUUAUGAGGAUCGAUAUGCUUUGGCAAUAUUUUUAAACUACAGAAAAGAUGGAAACUUUGGACUUCAAGAACUUGGAUUAAAGAACUUGACAGAAAUCCUAAAUGGUGGAGUCUAUGUAGACCAGAACAAAUUCCUUUGUUAUGCAGACACCAUUCAUUGGCAAGAUAUUGUUCGGAAUCCAUGGCCUUCCAACUUGACUCUGGUGUCAACAAACGGUAGCUCAGGAUGUGGACGUUGCCAUAAGUCCUGUACUGGCAGAUGCUGGGGACCCACCGAAAAUCAUUGCCAGACUUUGACAAGGACAGUGUGUGCAGAACAGUGUGAUGGCAGGUGCUACGGACCCUACGUCAGUGACUGCUGUCAUCGAGAAUGUGCUGGAGGCUGUUCAGGACCUAAGGACACGGACUGCUUUGCCUGCAUGAAUUUCAAUGACAGUGGAGCAUGUGUUACUCAGUGUCCCCAAACCUUUGUCUACAAUCCAACCACCUUUCAACUGGAGCACAACUUUAAUGCAAAGUACACGUAUGGAGCUUUCUGUGUCAAGAAAUGCCCACAUAACUUCGUGGUAGAUUCCAGUUCUUGUGUGCGUGCCUGCCCUAGUUCCAAGAUGGAAGUAGAAGAAAAUGGGAUUAAAAUGUGUAAACCUUGCACUGAUAUUUGCCCAAAAGCUUGUGAUGGCAUUGGCACAGGAUCUUUGAUGUCAGCUCAGACUGUGGAUUCCAGUAACAUUGACAAAUUUAUUAACUGCACCAAGAUCAAUGGGAAUUUGAUCUUCCUUGUCACGGGUAUUCACGGAGACCCUUACAAUGCAAUCGAAGCCAUUGACCCAGAGAAGCUGAAUGUCUUUCGGACAGUCAGAGAGAUAACAGGUUUCUUGAACAUACAAUCAUGGCCACCAAACAUGACCGACUUCAGUGUUUUUUCUAAUCUGGUAACAAUUGGUGGAAGAGUACUCUAUAGUGGCCUCUCCUUGCUUAUCCUCAAGCAACAGGGUAUCACUUCUCUACAGUUCCAGUCCUUGAAGGAAAUCAGUGCAGGAAACAUCUAUAUUACCGACAACAGCAAUCUGUGUUAUUAUCAUACCAUUAAUUGGACAACACUCUUCAGCACAAUCAACCAAAGAAUAGUGAUCCGGGACAAUAGGAAAGCUGAAAACUGUA